Molecule: messenger RNA, 1077 nt
Organism: Aspergillus clavatus NRRL 1
Lineage: Eukaryota; Fungi; Ascomycota; Eurotiomycetes; Eurotiales; Aspergillaceae
Product: 5'/3'-nucleotidase SurE
Exons: 3
Coding region: 1-1077 (358 amino acids)
Cellular component (GO): P-body
Molecular function (GO): hydrolase activity
Source: RefSeq, a predicted model, not a curated record
AUGCAUAUAUUGACCUUAUCGGCGCAUCAGCGAACAGACGAAAGAGGAAAAUACUCAUGUGACCCAAUUGAUCUCCAGGUUGUCAACGACGACGGACCGCCCUCGCGGCGUCUCUCCCCAUACAUUCGCCCUUUCGUCGACGCCCUCGAAGCCGCAGGCCACCAAGUCUCCGUCGCAAUCCCAGCCCGCUCCCGAUCCUGGAUCGGCAAAGCGCACAUCAUCGAAGCCACCCAAGAAGCAACCUACGUGCCGCCGGACGCCUUCCGGGAAGACGGCACCUGGGACGACACGCACGAGCAUGACGCCUCCCAGUCCGAAUGGGCCGUCAUCACAAACGGCACCCCCGCCAGCUGCACGCAGCUCGGCCUCUUCAACCUCUUCGCCGACCGCGCCCCCAUUGACCUCGUGAUCUCGGGGCCCAACCACGGCCGCAACGCCUCAACCAUCUACAACCUCUCCUCCGGCACCGUCGGCGGCGCCCUCGAGGCCGCCAUCUGCGGCAAGCGCGGCAUCGCCAUCUCCUUCGGCAGCAAGGACGAGCAGCCCGCCCCCGUCAUCCGCGCCGCCGCCCGCCUCGCCGUCCGCAUCGUCAACCACCUCGCCCGCAAUUGGGACCCGCGCGUCGAGCUCUACAACAUCAACGUCCCCAUGCGCGACGACGUCGAGUCCAGACCCGUCCGCUACACCCAUACCCUCCCUUACUACUGGUCCACGGGCUGUCUGUACGCCGAAGUCGCUGCUCCCGAGAAGAAUGGGACGGCGGCGGCGUCGUCGUCGUCGUCGUCGUCGUCAUCGGGCCUGGCCAACGGACACUCGAACCACGUCGGCGGCGACGAGAAGCGUGUGAAACUGUCGAAUGGCACCGCGAAAGCCGUCAACGGGUGCGGCGGCGCGCAUCUCAAGAAGCGCAAGUUCGUCUGGGCGGCGGAAUUGUCCGAGAUGAAGAAGGCGCUGCAGGCGAGUGAGGAGGGGACGGAUGCGCAUACGGUUCUGAAUGGGAGUACCAGUGUGACUCCCCUGACUGCGAGCUUCUCGCAUGUUCCUGGCCUCGCUGGACCUUUGAAACUUGAUGAUUGA